UGUUGAUCCCUCCAGCCUGAAGAACAUCCUGUAAUUAAGGUGUUUAUUCUUCUCUUAAUCCCUCCUCCUAAAAACUGCUUCAAAAAUUAUUUCAGACCGAGAAAUUAAAAGAUUAAAAACUUUUCGGAGUGAUGACCGUGUGUGCGCGCGCCUGUGUGCGUCGGGUCGCGCGCUCGCCACUCCGGUUUGAGAGUUGAGAUUUGAAAGUUGGAGCAGCAGAGAGGAUCCGGUUCGGUGGUUCCAGACCGCAGGAAGGUGGAUGAGGAGGAAGGACCUGUGGACACGCUGAGCGCCGAUCGGAGCGAUGGAGGCCGAGGUGUUCAUCCAGGCGGAGGACGCAGACGGCUCCUGGACGCUGCUGUCCCUGCUGGCGUCCGUCGUCAUGGUGUUCGGCGGCGCCCUGCCUUACGUCCCGCAGUACCAGGAGAUCCAGAGGAGCAGCAACACCGAGGGCUUCUCCACCAGGGUGUGCCUGGUCCUGCUUGUAGCCAACAUCCUGCGGAUAUUCUUCUGGAUAGGGAAGCAGUUCGAGGUGACGCUGCUGCUUCAGAGUGUGGUGAUGAUUGUCACCAUGUUCGCCAUGCUGCACCUCUGCUGCUCCGUCCACAGCUCCAACCGGGUCAGCACCAAGCAGCACCGGCUGACAGAUCUGGACGUUCGUUACUUCUGGAAGUGGAGCUCGUUUGAGGAUUACCUGCUCUUCUGCUUCGGCUUCGCGGCGCUCUGUGCCGUGCUCACCCUGCUGCUGCUGGACUCCGCCAUGUUUGUGGAGGCGCUGGGCUCCCUGGCCGUGAUGUUUGAGGCGAUGCUCGCCGUGCCACAGCUGCUGCAGAACCUGCAGAACCGCUCCACCAGGGGAAUGAGUGUGAAGAUGGUUCUGCUCUGGACGGCGGGCGACGCCUUCAAGACGGCGUACUUCGUGAUGAACGAAAGCCCGGCCCAGUUCUGGGUGUGCGGUUCGGUCCAGAUCCUGCUGGACGCCGCCAUCCUGCUGCAGGUUCUGCUGUACGGCCGGGCCGGCCGGGCCAAGCUGGGCUGAGCCGGGAAACCAGGAGCCGCUGGUCCAAAACCAGGUCACAUUUUAGAAGCUUGAAAACCAAAGAAAAUGUUUUUAGUGGUGAAACCAAAAACACAAAACCUCCUCAAACAAACUACAGAUCUGCAUUAUUCACUUUUUCUACUAUUUAUUGGAACUUCGAGGAUUAAAGGAAACCUGGAGGGGAACGUCCAGCAGACGUCCAGCAGGAACCAGUGGGACCAGUGGAACCACUGGUUCCUUAGAGGAACCAGAGCGUGGUCCAAACGUCUGACUGAUGCGUCAUCUGGACGGUUCUUGUAGCAUGUUGAUGGUUCUGUUUGCUGUUUGGGUCGGGUGAAGGUUCGUUCGUCUGCGGCUCAAAGUUCAGAGAAUAAUUCAGGGUUUUUAUAACAAUCGCUGAAUAUUUAACAUUAUUUUUAGGUCCAGGAUUUCUAUUUUUAUAAUAAAUUUAAACGUUCUUUAAUCUUUGUGGCAUUGAUCUUUUUCUGUUUUAAUAUUUCAUAAUUUUUACAGCUUGAAAGAGAAUUUGGACAAAGUUUAAAGGAGCCAGUCCAGCUGAGUUUAAACUGAGACAACAGGGUUAGGAGCGUUUUUUCCAAAAUAAACAAAA
Poecilia latipinna (sailfin molly) is the source of this 1649-nucleotide messenger RNA. RefSeq names its product PQ-loop repeat-containing protein 1. The record is from RefSeq and is a predicted model, not a curated record. NCBI's taxonomy places the organism in Eukaryota, Metazoa, Chordata, Actinopteri, Cyprinodontiformes, Poeciliidae. Gene Ontology annotation, cellular component: endosome; trans-Golgi network. The transcript has 5 exons. Bases 305 to 1039 code for a protein of 244 amino acids. Gene Ontology annotation, biological process: phospholipid translocation; retrograde transport, endosome to Golgi.